AUGGAAUGGGCGACGGCCGGCGGCAAUGGAGGUGUUGAGACGGCAAUGGGAGUCAGCGAUCGAGGCGUUGAGGUGGACACGGCCGGUGGCGAUCGAGUCGUUGAGACGGCGACGGCGUUUAGCGAUCGAGGAAAGGUUCCGAUUCCACCAGAGUGGCGAAACGGUGAUUGGAUUGAUGAUAUGCUGAGUUCAGAUCGAGUGAUGAGUUAUCUCGUUGAGGAUUCCAUCUUGAUGAAUGCGGAAUGUAGUGGUAGCAAAUCCAUCGAACAAUCUUACUGUGCCAGCAAAUCAACGCAAGGUCACAGUUCUGUUGUAGAUCAGCUGCAAUCAGGUUUGUGUAGGUUUCGGAGUGAACUGUUUGUGAGAGAAUAA
This is a messenger RNA of Oldenlandia corymbosa var. corymbosa, 372 nucleotides long. Lineage: Eukaryota; Viridiplantae; Streptophyta; Magnoliopsida; Gentianales; Rubiaceae. The record is from the annotation of a GenBank genome assembly.